AUGUCUUUUCGUGGAGGUGCGCGAGGUGGUGGACGUGGUGGUGGCCGUGGGUUUAGCGGCGGUCGAGGUGGCGGCCGUGGCUUCGGCGGACGCGGUGGUGGACGCGGCGGGUUUGACGAAGGCCCGCCUGCGACCGUUGUAGAGCUUGGCGUGUUCCUCCAUGCGUGCGAAGACGAAAUGGUGUACAAGUCCACGAGCGACAAGGUCCCGUACUUCAACGCUGGUGCGUUCUUGGAGAACAAGACCAAGAUUGGCAAAGUCGACGAAAUCCUCGGCGCGAUCAACGACGUGAUGUUCACGGUGAAGCCGGACGCCGGUGUCGCCCCCAAGUCCUUCAAGGCUGGCGACAAAGUAGCUCUGGAGGUGGGCGUGGUGCUGCGGGCGGCCGUGGAGGUCGCGGCGGAGGCCGAGGUGGCGGACGCGGUGCCGGAGGACGUGGCGGUGGCCGCGGCUUCGGUGGCGGACGUGGCGGAAGCUUCGGAGGUGGACGUGGAGGCAGCAGCUUCGGCGGACGUGGCGGUGGUGGCCGUGGAUUUGGCGGCGGUCGCGGCGGUGGACGAGGUGGUCGAUUUUAGACUAAGUAUGUAA
Molecule: messenger RNA, 588 nt
Organism: Aphanomyces astaci
Lineage: Eukaryota; Oomycota; Saprolegniomycetes; Saprolegniales; Verrucalvaceae
Exons: 2
Coding region: 1-588 (195 amino acids)
Biological process (GO): ribosome biogenesis; snoRNA guided rRNA pseudouridine synthesis
Cellular component (GO): box H/ACA snoRNP complex
Molecular function (GO): box H/ACA snoRNA binding
Source: RefSeq, a predicted model, not a curated record